AAACUUUGGAAAGAAGUAUAUAGCUUCCCAGUUUUAAGUUGUAACGUCCGCUUUUAGUUCAGUUUUCUGCGUGCAAGAAAAUUUUGGAUGGGUGAAAAGUUGGGGAGUAUUUCUGUAUUUGUUAAGAGAUGACAUUUGCUUGUUUAACGCAACUUUCUACCAACGAAUCUGUUCAAAAGAAAAAAGGAAAAGAAAAAGAAAAGCUCAACCAAGUAGACAGAGAGAUGCAAUAAAAAGAGACAUUAUAUCACGGGACUGGGAUACAUUUGUCGUCUCUUUUCUUUCCGGUUCGUUCGUACACGCAACACAUUGGGUUGAUAGAGAAUCUCUUCCCAAUUUUCAACAAUGAAAAAUUAUGAAGAGCGAAACAAACACAGAGAGAUAGAUCAUCACCAUCACCAGACUUUAGUACUGUAUCGCGUUCUUCUUUUCUCUGUGUGAGAGAGAGAGAGAUUUUGUUGUCUUCUCUAGAGACAAGUAGAAAGAGAAGAAGAAAUGCAGGACCCAGGAGCGGUGUCUCUACUCGAAAACGUUGAUGGCGAUUCCAAUGGUUUGGCUCGCUUUGACAAGUCUCUGCAGGAGCUGAAGGACUUGCGCUCUCAGCUUCGCUACGCUGCCGAUUACUGUGAGAAGGCAUUCUUGAAGGCCAGACAGAAGAAAAUGGUGAUGGAGAACACAAAGGAGUACAUAUGCAGAGCUGUGGUUACCGUCGUUGAUCAUCUUGGAAGUGUCUCUGCAAAUCUUGAGUCUCGUAUUUCCCAGAACAAUGAGAUUUCAGAGGCGGAGCUUCGGAUCGACUGCUUGAAACAGAGGCUCUUAGCUUGCGAACAAUAUGCUCACAGGCUAGCUCUUGCUAAAGUACACUGGAGUGCAAAUUUUCCAAUGCAUCACCCACGUUACGUUGCACCACCUGCUCCGGCUCUUGAUAAAACAAACAGUGAGCUGAUGAGGUACAAGUGUGGCACAGAGGAGGAAAUGCCACUUCUCUUAUACACUUAUGCUCACAAGUUGGCUGUAGAUAAGGAUUCAACAUUUAGCAACAUCAAUGAGAAGCUUGGAUAUGAAUUCUCCUCAUUAUUGCCUGUUGGCGAUGGUCAGACCAGGGUAGUGAAGCUUCCAAAUCCCUCUUUUCAUUUCCAGGACGACCAUAAGCUUAGACGCGACAAACAAACCAGGAAACCAGUGCAAAGCAAUGACAUCUUGUCACUUAUUAGGCGGAGCAAAUGAACUGUGUAAAGUACAUUAAACUAUAUGUUUUGAAAGUAGUAAGAAAUGAUCUAAGUGUCAAUAUUUAACAAUGGAUAUGACAUUAAACAGAAUGGAAUGAUGAAACAGGAUUCAUGUAGCUGACCCCAUAUAGUUGGGAUAAGGCUUGGUUGAUGAUGAUGAUGAUAGUGAUAAUGAUACUAUAUGCUUUGUUUUCAUUGUAUUUCAAGAAAUCUCUCUGAAUGAUAAUUCACAUCCUUUUCUUCUAA
Molecule: messenger RNA, 1475 nt
Organism: Nelumbo nucifera (sacred lotus)
Lineage: Eukaryota; Viridiplantae; Streptophyta; Magnoliopsida; Proteales; Nelumbonaceae
Product: protein ABIL2-like
Source: RefSeq, a predicted model, not a curated record